This is a messenger RNA of Cydia splendana, 997 nucleotides long. RefSeq lists its product as uncharacterized. Lineage: Eukaryota; Metazoa; Arthropoda; Insecta; Lepidoptera; Tortricidae. The record is from RefSeq and is a predicted model, not a curated record. Bases 47 to 973 code for a protein of 308 amino acids. The transcript has 7 exons. Gene Ontology annotation, molecular function: signaling receptor activity.
CAAAAACAAGCCGCUAGAUCAGUCGUGUUAACCUAUAAAUAUAAACAUGUAUAUUGAUAAGAGAUACGGUGUUGUUUUAACAUUCUUUUACGUAUCAGCGCUCGCAGCGCCACCGUCUCAGACUAAAGUGUAUCGAACGGAUUACACUUAUAGCAAGCACACUGAUUCCUUCUACAAACUGCACACAGAGUCUCGUUCCACGGAGAAAGCCAGGGAGAAAUGUGACACAGAAGGUGCCAAACUGAUGGUCCCCCUGCCACAAGAUAUCACGCAGCUUCACGCCAUGUUUAAACGGUAUCCGGACCUCGGGGACUACGUUCUGGUGGAGUCGGAUAGACAAUCGCACGACCCUGCUGGGAGCAGCGGUGAAGUGCCAAUGGUUCCGAUGGAUACGGAACCUGUACUCCAAUUAAUGGAAUGCGAAGUGGUGACUCGCAACGGCGAUAUCGAAUCUACCGGGUGCUGGCGAGAUGCGCCUUUCAUUUGCAAAGUGGAUGCUUCCAGUGCGCCGUACGAUGAGCAAUGCGGUACUUAUGGCAAAGAUUACAUACCCAAGAAGACGGUGGGCAGCUGCUACAAGGUACCUAAAAUCGUGUACUCGUGGAACGAGGCAUAUGCGGAGUGCGAGGCCGAGGGCGCACAUCUGGUGGUACUCAACUCGGAAGCUGAACAUGAGGUGGUGAAGACCAUAAUGAACACUGCGGCUCCGGUGCGGGGCUCCAAGACAACCUACUUCUUCUUCGCCGGCAUCCGGGCCAACCACCCCACGGACGGCACGCCGAGGGUCUUCAAAACUAUCUCGAACCAAACCCUCGAAGAGGCGGGCUACUUCCAGUGGAGCGACAACGAGCCCAACAACUACCAGGACGAGGAGUACUGCGGCUCCUUGUUCAAGAACGACGGCAAAUAUAACGAUCUCAACUGCUCCCACGAGUAUGCCUUUAUAUGCGAGAAAGAGGCGCAGAUACUUUAAACGAACGUGUUCUCCAUAUUCGAA